AUGGAGGAUUAUGAAACAGAUACAUUAACUGAAGAGUGUAGUGCAAUUAUUCAAAAGAAGCUUCCUCAAAAGUUACGAGAGCCAGGCAGCUUUACUAUACCUUGCACCAUUGGGAAGUUUCAUUGGGAAGCUAGACCCACUUCUAUUACUCUUCAAUUGGUUGAUCGUUCAUUAACACAUCCCAAAGGUAUUAUAGAGGACAUUCUAGUAAAGGUAGAUAAGUUUAAUUUCCUAGCAGAUUUCAUUGUUUUAGAUAUGGAGGAAGAUGAGGAUGUGCCUAUUAUAUUGGGACGGCCAUUUUUGGCCACGGGGCAAGCAUUGAUAGAUGUUCAGAAGGGAGAUUUAAGGCUUAGAGUACAAGGUGAUGAGGUCAUUUUAAUGUUUUCAAAGCUUUGA
Humulus lupulus (European hop) is the source of this 396-nucleotide messenger RNA. RefSeq lists its product as uncharacterized. The transcript has 2 exons. The record is from RefSeq and is a predicted model, not a curated record. Lineage: Eukaryota; Viridiplantae; Streptophyta; Magnoliopsida; Rosales; Cannabaceae. The coding region runs from base 1 to 396 and encodes 131 amino acids.